Cataglyphis hispanica is the source of this 2269-nucleotide messenger RNA. Its product is annotated as dynein regulatory complex subunit 7-like. The record is from RefSeq and is a predicted model, not a curated record. The transcript is spliced from 11 exons. Gene Ontology annotation, cellular component: motile cilium. Gene Ontology annotation, biological process: flagellated sperm motility. Lineage: Eukaryota; Metazoa; Arthropoda; Insecta; Hymenoptera; Formicidae. The coding region runs from base 1 to 2100 and encodes 699 amino acids.
AUGAUCGUUGAGGGACCGGAACGUUUAUGUUCUCCAACAUGGGUAUUGCAUUUUCAAAACGGCAAUAGUUUUGAAUGCGCGACGCUUUUGGUAAGCUUAUUAUUGGGACAAAGUUACAAUGCAUUUGUGGUGAGCGGAUAUGCAUCACGCGAGCAAGCUAUCUGCGACAUGACCAGAAGAAAUUGUCCGUAUUUGCCGGAAGAAGAACGCACACCACCACCGGCCGACAUGCCUAAAAUUGUCAAGUAUCAAUUAAAGGCACCACCGGAUUUUAGAAGCCAAUUUCUCUUAGAGCUGGAAGAACGGGAGAGAAAAAAGAUAGAUGCCGAAUUACAACGACAGGAAGAAGAACAACGGAGGAUGAUCGCUGAGUUUGAGCGUCCACAGCCAGAUAAAUAUUUCGGUCACAGGAUACACGCGUGGGUGGUGAUUCUGCCGGAAGAUAAAGGCCCGAGAAGUGAAGAAAUCACCGAACCGAUUUUUAUCGAACCUGCCUCCGGAAUGUCAUACAAUCCGGCCGAUGAAGACACCAACUUGUUGUAUCUGGGGGUCGAAAGUAUUUGGAACGAUCAGAAUUAUUGGGUGAAUAUGCAACCGCGUGAAAAGGGCUGCGCGGAAAUUAAUUGGGAUUUGAGCAAAGUUGAAUUCUGGGAGCAUUUACUACCUGGUGAACCGUCUGUUACGCACGAAGAGAUGAAUGAGAUCGAAAGAGACGUGAUGCAUGAUAAACAUUUGGAUAUGCCAGCUUCAUAUGUGAAUGAAAUCCAAAUUCAUAGCUUAGAUUUUGAGAGACGAUAUCCGCAAGGCAAUAAAACGAUAUUUUACAAGAAGGCCAAGGUGGAGUUAUACGCGCCGUAUUUUCAAAUGGAUGGUUUGAUACAACGAGUAACUGUUUAUAAAGAUUACGAAUAUAACACUCCUGUUCAAUGUUAUGAGAAGUAUUUGAAGAGGAGCGACUGCCUUACGGAAUCAAGAAAAGAUUUCGAUACGGAUACUGUCACGGAUUUCUUUGAGAAAGGUCGAUCGGAUCAUUGUAAAGUGAAUCGCUAUCUUGCAUCUGCUAUUGCCUCAAUAGACAACGAAAGAGCGAUAGACUUUUACGAUAAUGCGCAAUUUGAUGGAUUAUCGCGCAUCGAGAUGGACCAACUUUAUUUGACUCAAUAUUACACAAAUCGUGAAGAUUUUCUUUAUUAUAGGCACAUUGAAUUUUCGGUAGACAAAAAUAUUCUGAAGGAUGGUAUACAUUUUCGACAUAUUUCAAAAAUCAUUGAAAAAUAUCAUAGGAACAAAGAAAUCCCAGCUUACCAGGACAUAGCCAUUCGCGAAUUCGCAAUGAUCGAGAACGAAAUUCGCAUUAAAUUUCAUUAUGAUAAAGAUCGGAGUUUCAGAGCCACUCGUACAUUCAUAAAACCAUCAAUGGCAGAUAGAGGAGAUCGUUUGGUGUUUGAUCCUGCAAUGACCUAUGGAUACAAUCCGGAUCCGACUGCACCGCCGGAAAAAAAUCUCGAUCUCUUUUAUGAUCUCGAUAAGCAUUUGAAAGAUGAAGAUCGUUGCAUAGUCGGUAUCAGGGAUGCUGAAACCGAAAUCAUGGGAUUUCUAAAGAGAAGGAUCGAUGAAAAUUCAAAUCCGCGGCUCGUGAUUUCAUUAUUCGACAAAAAUCGAAUAGCCGAAGCGGCAUUGGCUGAAUCAGAAGAUGCGAUAAAGAGUGAUGAUAUCGCGCAAGAGCUCGAUCCAUUGGGACCAUAUUUGGCGCAAAUAGGCAACCCGGCCUACAUCAGUAAGGCAGAAGCGUAUAUGUUGCGCGAUGACUGCUUAAAUGACUUUAAGCAGUGGUCUAUCGACAAAGCAAAUUAUCUUCUACGUACUAUCGAAAAGCGCGCUUUGGAACUGGAAAAGAUGCAAAUUUUGCUAACACAGUCUGUUGAUUUAUCGAAAGCGGAGGAGGAGCAGAUGCUAGCCAAGAUAAAUGAGAUAACUUUCAAUUUGCACGUGCUUGACACAUAUCUGAAUUGGCAUAGAAAUCAAGUGCCGCAGAGAUAUAGGGUAUUGACGGAUCGUUUGCAGCAAAAUCCGUACCUCCAAGUACUUCGGAAAAAUUAAAAAAAAAAAAAGAAAAAUAUUGGGAAAUUAUACGGAAAAACGAUUAUGAGGAUACAUACUGACAUCACAAAAUGUACAAUAUAUUUAUUGAAAGGACCACGAGCCCAUUUGACCAAUGCACCGACCUGAAAUAAUUUUGAAAAAUAAAUGUAAAACAACUUGAAUACGA